Molecule: messenger RNA, 897 nt
Organism: Thermothielavioides terrestris NRRL 8126
Lineage: Eukaryota; Fungi; Ascomycota; Sordariomycetes; Sordariales; Chaetomiaceae
Exons: 6
Coding region: 140-583 (147 amino acids)
Biological process (GO): ubiquitin-dependent protein catabolic process; protein polyubiquitination
Cellular component (GO): nucleus
Molecular function (GO): ubiquitin conjugating enzyme activity
Source: RefSeq, a predicted model, not a curated record
CUCCAGAUCCCGUCAUCUCGUCCCUUGACAAACCUCCUGCUACGGCGCCCUUAGAAAGCAUCUUGUGCUGUUUCUUGCAGCGCUUCCAAACUCUUGACGCCGCACUUCGCCGUCACCAAAACCACACACAUAUCCAGACAUGGCGCUGAAGCGUAUUAACAAGGAACUCGCCGACCUUGGCCGUGAUCCGCCCUCGUCCUGCUCUGCCGGUCCGUCUGGCGAUGAUCUCUUCCAAUGGCAAGCCACUAUCAUGGGUCCUAGCGACUCGCCGUACGCUGGCGGUGUCUUCUUCCUUCAGAUCCAGUUCCCUACGGACUAUCCGUUCAAGCCGCCAAAGGUCCACUUCACGACGCGGAUCUACCACCCCAACAUCAACGCAAAUGGCAGCAUCUGCUUAGACAUCUUGCGUGACCAGUGGAGCCCUGCCUUGACUAUAUCGAAGGUGCUGCUCUCCAUCUGCUCGAUGUUGACAGACCCGAACCCCGACGACCCUCUGGUGCCCGAGAUCGCCCACGUUUACAAGACAGACCGUGCGAAAUACGAGCAGACGGCUCGUGAGUGGACUAGGAAGUAUGCGGUCUAGCGUGCAGCACCGGGUCUCCCUUGAUUUCACGUGCAGCGGUCGAUGUACUGGGUUUUGGGAGGCUUUGGCCGUUGGCCAGGACCGUCUUCAGGGUCCAGCACCUCGGGGAGGCCUGCCAUGUGCGUCGUGCGGCGGACAGCAGGGUCCUCCGGAGUAUUGCGGACGGGGCUGGGGAGUUUGAUGGCGGAACCAGUCUUUGUCACGGGGUUGGUCGGAACGGUAGUAGGGGCUUCACGCAUCGGCAGCGGCGCCCUAAUCAUCCAUACUGCAUGAACUCAGGUAGCCAGGAAAUCGGAAGGGACUCAGCCACUGCA